Symbiodinium natans is the source of this 1638-nucleotide messenger RNA. The record is from the annotation of a GenBank genome assembly. Lineage: Eukaryota; Dinophyceae; Suessiales; Symbiodiniaceae.
AUGGGCACAUCAGAGCGGCGUAUUGAUCUUGCAGCCUACGAUGUCAGGGAAGUCAGCGAUUUCGAUGGAAAGUUCGAGGCAAAAGGCCUGGGAAGCCCUGGCGGCGGACUUCUCGGCCCUGGCCCUGUGCCGGAGGUGAAGGCACCUCCACCACCGAAGCGACCUCCUGCGCCAAAGAAGCCGACGCUGCUGAAGUUCGAGCCCGAGAUGCCCAAGUACUCGGACAAAUGCGUCGGUUACGGUGACUUGUGGAAGAAGGUGCAGGAGACGACCGUCGACGAAGCGGGAGAUCCCCAGUCCAAUGCCAACGAGCUGGAGACCGAAGACGAGGCGGCCUCUGGAUACCAGGACGCGCAUCCCUGCGAUCUCGCCGGGGCAAUCGGCGGGAUCUCCAGCAAAGACAACGGAGGCGACGGAAAGCCGCUCAAGAAGCCCCUCACAUAUGACAGCAUCAAAGGCUGCUUCGACCGGAAUGGUAAAGGGGCCGCAAAGAUCGCCAAGGCGCAGUCCUAUGUGGACGCCCUCAUUGCUGGCAACUCCCUCAAUGCCGCCAUUGGCCAAGCGCUUUGCACCUGGAUUCCGACUGCGGUCGUGGCUCCUUUCGCUGCCGGCCUCAAAUGGAAACCUGGGCAGAGCUGCAAAGCUGGCGUCGCCGUGGGAGUCAGCGUGGUCUUGACCAUGAAGAACCUGGCCUUCCAGACGGCGAAGGAAGUUGUCGCGCAGAACCAAGCGGCAGAUUGCUCGCCAGUUCCAGCCAUGCUCUCCCGCCUCUUCUGUGAUGUGCACUGCGUGCGGGAUGCCGUCGUGCGAGGCGACCGGACGAUCCUCCGCAACUUGAAGAAAGCCACUGACAUCACCAACGGCAACAACGAGAAGCUCGCGGAUUGGAUCGUGAAGACCGCGCAGCUGGAUGCCGGCUGGCUCGGUGAGAAGAUCGACCAUCAGUCCUUGGUCCAGUCCAUCGAGCAGCAGAAGGAGUUCGCCAGUCUCCAGGAGGAGUUCAGCGGGAUGAAGGAGCUGCUGAAAGGUGGCGACAAGAAGAAGCUGUUCCUGGAGAUCAAGCAGCAGACCCACCAGCUCGAGUCAGAGUGCUCCCAUACCUCGGGUAUCACGGUGCGGCAUAGCUUUGGCGUAUGGCAGAAAGCGCUGAAAGGCUACGUCGACGGGGCCUCCUUCAGCCGCGCCUCGACCCUGGCAGCGAACGACGCCCUGGAGAAGUUCGUUGCCGAUGGCCGCUUGGGCUUGGUGAGGUGCGAAGGCAAGUCGUUCGUUCAAGAUGGCAACAACAGCCAUCACGUGUUCCAAGCCUUCGACAGCCUGUUGACGUUGAGGUCCAAGCUCAGGAGCGCGUCGGACAAGCGCUCGAAGGUCGAACACGUGGCGCAGCCCCUUGGGCCUCUGGAAGCGACAAAACACCUGUCCAAGGAGAGAGCAAAGCUGGUGCUCUGGUGUCAGGUCUCCAGUCCGUCCAUGGGCAUCUCAUGUGCAGCGAGACACUUUGGGAAUUUACCAGAUGCAGCUUGGCUCAGCGUGUCGGUUCGCAUCGUUUUGCAGGGCAUGGAGAUGCGGGAGCGCCAUGCGAUUCUCUUGGACAUGGAUCGCCACUUGGAUUCAAGGACUUCCUCUUUUGUGUUAUAG